AUGGCAUCAGAAUUCAGUUUAGAGAAUGAACAGCUUAGAAAUGCUUACAUGGGCGUUCUUCUAAACCUAAUUAUGACACUGUGCCAGUCUCCCAAGGAGCUCACAAUGGACGAUCUAAACAAGGCAGACCGUACGGUUUUGGAUCUAACAAAAGCAGGUUUCAAGUUGCAUUGGUUGCGUCAGAAACUGGACGAAGCUUUCCAGAAGGAGGAGAAAAAACGGGAGAUUAGGGCACAGAUCAGAUUACUUGAAGAGAAAGCCACGAAGCGGAAGCUGUCUUUGUCUGAUUUAGAAUCUGAUCUGAAGAAACAGAAAGCUGCAGCUUUGGCUGCUGAAACUCUUCCAUUUGAUUUCAGCGAUAUUGUUUGA
This is a messenger RNA of Eruca vesicaria subsp. sativa (arugula), 369 nucleotides long. NCBI's taxonomy places the organism in Eukaryota, Viridiplantae, Streptophyta, Magnoliopsida, Brassicales, Brassicaceae. The record is from the annotation of a GenBank genome assembly.